AUGUUUUUCUCUAUAGAUGACCAUUAUGAUAAUUAUACAAAGGGUGUGGAUUAUGACACAUACUCUGGACUGGAUGAUUUUGAAGCAAAUUCUAUAUCAAGUGUAGACAAUGAUGAUUUUUCAGAGUGUCUGUGCAUACCACAAGACCGACUAGAGGAUAUAGAGUUUUUUCCUAAUUUUUCUGGUGAUUUAAUCUCUUUCAAUGACAUCCCUCUCUCGGGGUGGAAUGACAAUACAUCAAGCACUCUACCGGACAAUAAUCUCAAUUUACUUCAAUUUUCGAAGAAGAAACCAAGGACUAAAAGGCAUAGGAGGAGUAUGAAAAGUUUUUCAGGAGUACAGAAUCUAGACUUGUCUAAGUACUUGAAGAAAAGAAGAUGCAGUCAUUGUCAAUCAGAGAAGACACCACAGUGGAGGAUGGGACCAAUGGGGCCGAAAACACUAUGUAAUGCUUGUGGCGUGAGAUACAAGUCAGGAAGAUUGGUACCGGAAUAUCGGCCGGCGGCUAGUCCCACUUUUGAUAGUUUCAAGCAUUCGAAUUUUCAUAGGAAUAUACUGAAACGUAAAGCCAUCGACUAG
Cornus florida is the source of this 579-nucleotide messenger RNA. RefSeq names its product GATA transcription factor 4-like. Bases 1 to 579 code for a protein of 192 amino acids. Gene Ontology annotation, biological process: regulation of DNA-templated transcription. NCBI's taxonomy places the organism in Eukaryota, Viridiplantae, Streptophyta, Magnoliopsida, Cornales, Cornaceae. Gene Ontology annotation, molecular function: zinc ion binding; sequence-specific DNA binding. The record is from RefSeq and is a predicted model, not a curated record. The transcript has a single exon.